Molecule: messenger RNA, 1023 nt
Organism: Plasmodium vivax (malaria parasite P. vivax)
Lineage: Eukaryota; Apicomplexa; Aconoidasida; Haemosporida; Plasmodiidae
Product: variable surface protein Vir4, putative
Exons: 3
Coding region: 1-1023 (340 amino acids)
Source: RefSeq, a predicted model, not a curated record
AUGGUUGAAAAAGAUAUUUUUGGAAAACAAUUCUAUAAUUAUUUGAACAAUUAUGAAGAUUUAAAUGAAUACUAUCUUUAUUGUACUUCCUUAGGUCGUUUAUCCAGUAAAAUUAAACACAGUAACCUUAAAAUACUAUGUGAACAGCUUGUAAAAUAUUUAAUAUCUACAUAUAUUAUAUUGAACAAAGAGAAACUUAAAUAUGAUCCUUGUAUCCUUUUGAAUUAUUGGGUAUACAAUAGAUUAGUGAAUAUUUUUGGUACUGAUGAUAUAUCUGUUAUUAACCCUAGUUGGAGUGAUCUCGUACUAAUAUGGAAUGAUAUUGUUUAUAAACCAUCAUAUGAGUUUAAAAAUAAUAAAUGUGUUCCUGACGAUAGUAUUGUUACUCAAAAUGACUGGAGAAAAAGAAAGAGAUUGUAUGAAUAUUGUGUUAAUUAUGAUACAAUUAAAAAAACUAUUCCAAAUUUUGGAAAAGCAUGCCCAGAAUAUUGGUCUUACGUUAAGAGUCACACUUCUGUAUUUGAAUAUUUUGAGAAAUAUUGUUCUGAGAAAAAAUAUCAAUGUCCAAAAUUCUAUGAUGAAUGCAAGCAACAUGAUCCAAAAAAAGUGUUAGAGACUUUUGAUUGUCAUAACCAGAUGAUGAAAAAGCAACCUGAAGACGCUGCUGCAAAUGCUAGAUCAACAUUACAAGCAGGUAUGCCUGCAGGUCAAGAAGCAAGUUCUGGAAUGUCUACCAGUUCAGAGGUUUCUGCAGGAGGUUCACCGUUAACACGUGACGGUACUCACCCAGCUACAAAAACUGGUGACAUACUUCUGGGAGUAGUUGCGACUUCUCUAACUUCUGGAGCUUUAUAUAGGUUUACACCCUUAGGAAGAAUUAUACGCAAUGGACUUGGGUGGAAUAAUAAUAAUAUGAGAAAUAUGCAUGGAAGCGAAUAUGGAUUAUUUGAUUAUGCACCAGAAUCCUUUAAUCCAUAUACAGGGGGAGGUGAAGAACAUUAUAUUGGGUACCAACCUGCGUAA